GCAACAUGUAGGAGCAGUUCUCGCUCUGUCAAAAUGACGACCCCUUUUCCAUGAAUUAUUUCUUAUUGCGGUUUACUCCCACGGCUACUGAGCGUCUGACCCGCGCACGAGCCUGUGCUGUCGGGAGCGCGCAGCAAUCAUGCCUCAUCCGUCGCACGGCUCGCCAGCGUCGGAAAAUAGAACAAGAAAUUCGUCUUUUAUCUAAAACAAAAUACCCCCACUUUUAGCUCUAGUGGUUUUGCACGAUUACCUGCUUCGUGUUUUAGAAGCUGACAUUGUGUGUCCAAAAUGUGUCUUUUUUCCCUCUCCAUUCAGUGAGACAAAGAGGGCAACAAGAUAUAAGAGGAGUACAGCUGUGGUGUUUCAGGGCUCAUCCUUCAUUUCGCAGGUCAUUUCUUUAAGUAACCUGCCGACACUCCUGACGCUGAGCAGUUUGGGGAUGUAAACGCUUCAACGGACCUGUACUGAUGCGACUCAACGAGUGUUUUCAUUCCCGGAACAAUGAGCACACGAGGAGCCUGAAACCUCUCGUGAAAGGAGUGUAAGGGAACUGGCCGGCUGUUUGAUCCCCCUCCUCUUACACCCCACUGCGCCAAACCACUACCUCGCCCUUUCCCUGCUGUGGUCAUCCCAUGGAGAAUGCACGCCCACCCAGAUAGGAUGCCUACCCUGCCUGACGUCCUGCAUCCCCUCCUGCCCAUCACCACAUCCUCCUUCUCCUUGCAUCUACCUGCUCUUGCCAACAGUUCCUUGCGGCCCCCAAGGCUCCGCCCUGCCCCGCCCAAACAUGAUGGAUGACGUUGCUACUAUGAAGGAUGACGUCAUCAACGCCAACACGCUGGCAUGGCUGGUAUGCUCGGGAUUGUCCAUCCUGGCCAACACAUGGAGCAUCCUUAGCGUCAGUGCCAAGCAGAAAAAGUGGAAACCGCUGGAGUUCCUCAUCUGCACGCUGGCCGGGACGCACAUCCUCAACAUGGCCAUCCCCAUCACCAUGUACUGUGUCAUCACGCUGCGACGCCAGCACUCAAACUACGAGUGGAACGAGGGUCUGUGCAAGGUGUUUGUCUCCACCUUCUACACCCUCACAUUGGUCACGUGCUUCUCCGUCACCUCACUCUCUUAUCACCGCAUGUGGAUGGUACGCUGGCCUGUGAACUACAGGUUGAGUAACACCAAGAAGCAAGCAGUGCACACAGUGAUGGGCAUCUGGAUGGUCUCCUUCAUCCUAUCCACGCUUCCAGCUGUGGGAUGGCAUGACACCAUGGACCGCUUCUACACCUCCGACUGCAGAUUCAUUGUGAAGGAGAUCGGUCUGGGCUUCGGCGUGUGCUUUCUGCUGCUGAUCGGUGGCAGCGUGGCCAUGGGUGUGAUCUGCAUUGGCAUCGCUCUCUUUCAGACCUUUUCCAUUCAGGCAGGCCACAAGGCUGACAAGAACAAGUUCAACGUCCCCACCAUAGUAGUGGAGGAUGCCCAGGGGAAGCGCAGAUCGUCCAUCGAUGGAUCGGAGCCUCUCAAGACAUCAUUGCAGAUCACCUACCUGAUCAGUGGAAUCGUCUUUAUCUAUGACUUCCUGACUGGCUUCCCUAUACUGGUGGUGAGCUUUGCCAGUCUGAAGUUCGAACGUUCCUACAACUGGAUGGUGUUGUGUGUGCUUUGGUGCUCCAUUGCCCAAUCCAUCCUGCUGCCCAUGUUCAUCUGGGCUUGUGACCGCUAUCGCGCAGACAUCCGCAUGGUGUGGGAGAAAUGUGUCGCCAUCAUGUCAAACGAUGACGUGGAUGAGGAAAACAGCCAAGAUGGAGGAAUUCAUGCCGACUUAAUAUAUGACAGACCAUAUGACUAUAGCUCGCCGCCUGAAAUCGUGACGGUAGACCGUAAUGCCAUGUAUGAGUUCUCAACCUUAGAAAGGGGGGUUCCGAAAGGGUAUCCAUUGAGGGAACUACAGGAAGAUAAAAUGCAGUAUUUGCAGGUGCCCCCUACAAGAAGAUACUCCCACGACGAAACCGACAUGUGGACCAACGACCGGAUCCCCUCCUACCUUCAUCGAUGGGGCUCCACAGAGGACAUGAUAGUGACUGCCCACUACAGCUCCACCUUACCGCGCCGCGAGAGGCGCAGGAGCAGCCUGGUCUCCUACCACGAGGAGAGCCACCAUCACCAUCACCCGCAUCGAAAGCGGCGACGCUCUGAGGACAGCAUGCACUCCCUCAAACACCUUCCCCGUGUGGUUUGUGCUGGUGGGGAGCAUUAUGAGGACGAUCUGCGGUGUUUUAGCCGCGAUGAGGUGAUCAACUUUAUAGAUGAGACUCCGCUGCCGAGCCCCAGAAAGAGCCCGCGGCGCGCAUCCAGCAUCUCACUUGUACCCAAUGUGUAUGACCAGCACACAGUCAUCCUCCCUCGGUUCCUACUCACAGACUUUGAGUGUGAGCCUCAAGCUCUCAGGCGGCUCUCUGAACACAAAAGGAGCAGUAGUCGGGAAACCACGUCCGAGGUUUCCCCCAGAGCAGACAGGCAUGCUGGGAAGAAGAGCCCCGGGGCGUGUGGCUCUGGAAAAGGAUGCAGGGAUCGCAUGUGUGACGGGAAACAGCAUUGUGAGAUGGGAUCUCCUGGGCGCAUCCAACAGACUGCAGGCUCCUCUAGUAGGCCCAGGACAGGCGGGGGAGCCAGGGCGGCUGCUGGAGCUGAAUGGGGGCAUCAUAAGCACCUGAGCAAGGGUGAGAGUAAAGGAAGCACAAACAGUUUUGUAAGCACACCUUCAGCAUCGUCCUCGGGCUACAUCACCUUUCGCUCCGAUUCUGUCGGCUCAGCCAACUGAGCAUAGUUGUUAACAUCAACAUCAUUACCAAAACUGUUAACUUAAUGAAAACCACUGAAACAAAUGAUGGUUAUGGGAUAGUGACAUACUGCAUACUUUUUAAAAAUUUUACUUAGGACAUUAUAACUUGAUAGGUAAUGCUUAUAGGCUGGGUAAAGAUUGGGUUUCCUGUUCUUUAGCUUUCACUUCCCAAAAUAUCCACUGAGGACACUUUCUUUUCAAGCACUGUCACAAAUACACUUUCAGUAGCUUGAACAUUGCCACACCUUAUUUUUGCUGUUGCAGAGGAGGUCGUUUUUAGGUGGAGUUUUUCCCUGCUUUUUUUGCACUUCAGAACUUGAACUCUAAUGGCUGUGUGUUUUGUGUAAGGACACAUUUGCUUUCAAACCAAACGUUCCUGAAUAUUGCCAAUGUACAUCAUACAUGUUUAUUUUAUUUGAAUCAUGAUGAACCUUUCUAUUACCAUUGUUGUUCACAACACAUAAAAGCUUCUUUCCAGCCCCCUUUGUUGAAGUAAAUCGAGAGUGUUAAUCUCAAGCUCUUGAUAGUUUUACAGUUACUGUGUGAUAUUGAGACCCCUCAUUUUCAUAAAAAGGUGAAGUCAGAUGUUAAAGAAGAUUGACAUGUCAUGUAUAUAUGAAGGAUGUUUGAUUUAUGGUUUCGGUGUUUCGUAGUUUUGUUUAAUGAGACCUUUGCUUAGAAUAUUUUCUCCUUAUUCUUAUUAUUCCGAUGUUUGUGUUAACAUUGGAGAUCACAACUGGUUCUCACGUCUUGCAUAUUGACAUGAAACAUCAAACCAAUAAAGCAGGUGCUUUGUUACUAUAAACUGUCAGCCUAACCUCACCUCUUAUUUUUUUUCAGUAUAAAUUGUUAGAAAGCAACAAACUCAUUUCAUUUUUAAAAGUAGCUUUCCAAGAGGAAACCUCAACAGAUGUGAAUGGUUAAAAAUGUGAUUAACUGCAGCCUUCAAGCUUAUAUGUAGCAUGACUUAAAUGCUGUUGUAGUACCUAAACCAACAAUGAUGUUGGCAAAUAUCAAAAACAUAGAUCCGGAAAUAGAGUAUCAUUUUAAAUGAACGAUUUAUGAUAAGUUUUAAAAAAGGCAAGAAAUAACAUUUGAUAUAGUAUCUUAUUAAGAAUGGUUGUAUUCUGAGUUUUUUUUCUGUAGAGUUACUUAUUUUAAAAACUUGAUUUAUCUAAGCCCCAUGAAAUAUUCGUAAUAAUAAUACACCAGAUAGCAUCUGCUGACCUCUAGUAAGGGAUGCUGUAGGAAAAGUAACGUUUAAAUUUGUUCAAUUAAUAGUAAACUAUCAAAAGUCCAGGACAAAAGUAGUAUUGAAAAAGGACACUGCAGUACUGGGUUGCAUCAAACAUUAUGACAAUUUGCUGACUAAAAGAAGUGAGAAUUGUAUUACUUACAAAUCAUGGCAUGAAGCCAACUUGGAGCUUUGACCUCUCAUGGAUGGUACCUGCUAACAUGAAUGUAUUUGGUUUAACUUUUCGAUCACAUUAUUAGUAUAAGGACAACAUUAAACAAAAAAAUCCUCUUUGACAGCUUUUAAAACCGUUUUGCCAUUGCCAUCCAAGAAAUACAUUGGCACGUGUUUGGCAUAUUCAUUUUCACCCUUCUGCAAUCUUUUAAAUGUUUAGUUUUAAUCCUUGUGUAUUGUGCACCUCCGCCUUUUCAAGUGGAAGGAAUUAUUGAUUUGAACUUUCUUUGGAAGCAAAACAUCACAUUUAGCUUUACUAUGUCAUAGAUUUUUGUAUUCUGUUGUGUUUACAAUAUUGAAAUAUCAUUUUGUAACAUAUCAAAAGAUUUAUGACUCAAAAAUGAAUGAUGUAAAUGUCAUGAUUUCUUGUUCAGAUGAUGACUUUGUUAAAAAGAUAUGACGGAAUAAAUUCACAAGAUGAUGCACCAGUGUGUUUUAAGAAA
Molecule: messenger RNA, 4744 nt
Organism: Eleginops maclovinus (Patagonian blennie)
Lineage: Eukaryota; Metazoa; Chordata; Actinopteri; Perciformes; Eleginopidae
Product: probable G-protein coupled receptor 153
Exons: 6
Coding region: 788-2812 (674 amino acids)
Biological process (GO): G protein-coupled receptor signaling pathway
Cellular component (GO): membrane
Molecular function (GO): G protein-coupled receptor activity
Source: RefSeq, a predicted model, not a curated record